Molecule: messenger RNA, 1434 nt
Organism: Pocillopora meandrina
Lineage: Eukaryota; Metazoa; Cnidaria; Anthozoa; Scleractinia; Pocilloporidae
Source: the annotation of a GenBank genome assembly
AUGGAGAGCGUUCCAAAGGAGUUGAGAAAUCUUCGAGCAUGUCUCCUGUGUUCUUUAGUAAAGGUAAGAAAUUAUAUAUAUGAACUAUGGUCAUUUUUUACAGAAUUGUCGAAAAACUGAGCAUUACGGGUAUCGAAAAACUUUUAAAGCACGAGUCAUGAGGUGGAGGUUAAAACUUCCCAAUCGAAACCAUCUUAACCUUUAUGCCAAAAACCACUAUUCAUUAGUACUGGUCGAGAGCGGCCCAAAAGCCUUCUAUCGUUCCUUAUUUUAGCCUUUUAAUAUCAGUGUUAUCGCUCAGUAUGUAGUAACUUUUAAGUAUCUUCAGAUUGAUCAAUGUAAUGUCUAUAUGUUGAAAAUGUCAAACAAGUUAAACCUAGCACCUGGUCUAACUUUGCAUUUACUUUCAAUCUGUUUCUUUCAGACCUUAGAGCAGUUUGAAUACGAUGGCUGUGACAAUUGUGAAAAAUAUCUCAGACUAAAGAACAACAAAGAAAAUAUCCUUACUUGUACAAGUGCAAACUUUGAUGGGUAAUAACUAAUAACUCCUCCAUUCAAGUAUACAAACCUUUGUUUUUUAACUAUUGGUCGCUCUCAAUAAACGUUUCAUUGCUCACAUGUUGAAGACUAGGAGAAAUUGCUUCACCAAAACCUUACAGACAUUUAAAUUUCAUGGUGGGGCUUAGUUUGGUUCAAAAUUUUUUUAUUCAUGCAAGUCUAAUGGAAAGUUAGAUUGAGUUGCCCAUUUAUUACUGAGAAUACUUCUUUUCUCUUUCCCUUCUUACUAGUGAAGAACAUGUAUCAACCACCUGGCUCAUAAUUGACAACUUAUGUCUUGGAUAUAUUUCAAAGAAGUUAUAUACAUCUUUUUAGAUUGUAGUACUUUCCCUAUGUGACAUGUUCAGUUUCAUUUGUCCAGAAAAAAGUAUCCUUUUAGUGGCGUUUGAUAAGGACAACUCAAAUAACAAAAUACUAUUAUUAUGCAUGAUUGUUUUUGUUAAUCUUCUGACAGAAUUAUAUCCCUUAUGACACCAGAAGACAGCUGGGUGGCAAGAUGGCAACGAAUUGGUGAGCCAAUUCACUAGAUAUGUAUAUUCAAAUAUAGUAAAUGUCAUAAUAAUAGAUAAGAAACACAUUAAUGUGAUUCAUCUGCACUAGAUGUGCAACCAUAAAAUGAGUGAUUGUUUAUUCCCUAAAAUAACUCUAUCAUCUACUAUGUAUUAUUUCAGAAUGUUACUCAAAUUUAUUUACUAUUUGACUAUAUGGUGGCAAUAAUAAUGAUGACCAUGCAAUGACAUUUGUUACUUUUUUCUAGAUACAUUAGUAAGAGGGUGCUAUGCAAUAUCGGUGAGUGGUAAACUACCAGGUCAUGUAGUACGGGAACUCAAGGCUAGAGGUGUUACUUACAAAACUAGGGACAGAACCAACCAGUAA